GGAUUGGCCAGGAUGGGUCAUGAUCUUCAGUUACGCCUUUGCUCCACGCCGCUUCUCCUCCAAACAUCCGCCCUUCGAGGUCUGCCUUGAUCGCGAAUGGUCCUGCGAGAAAGAGGACCAGUCGCAGCCUUGCCCUCAGACUCUUCAUGGCGUCACAUGUCGGGCGUCCGCCGCUCCAACCUGCACAACACCCCCUGCAAGAAACAGGCAAGACACUGGGGUAGCGGGAGCGUGCUGGACCAAGACCAUGGGUCGGCCAUGCUCCCACACAGCCACGUCUUCAAAUCAACACCUAGCCUACUUCGUCCGGACGUAAACAUCACUUGCAUCCGCCUUCGCCCCCUAAUUCAGCUUGCCUUGUCCAGGCCUUCUCUGCGCCAGUUCGCAGACCCUGGUCUUUCUCUGUCACUUGGUCGGUCCACCCGCCCUCGUUAUCAUAUCGCAGGAUGCAGGGCCAUCGAGAUCAUUAGUACAUUGUACAAUCCUCAUUGCGUUACUGUGGCAUCCCAGCCAGUCGGGAGCUCGAUCUCUGCAAGGUUCUUAACUCAAUUGGAAUACGCGUUUUUCUUUCACGGUAGUGACUGACUAAAGCUUCAAAGCGUCGGUACCGGAGACACCCUAGCCCCCUUCAUCACAUUUAAUAAUACCCGAGUUCAGUUGGGUCG
Messenger RNA from Ilyonectria robusta, 665 nucleotides. RefSeq lists its product as uncharacterized. NCBI's taxonomy places the organism in Eukaryota, Fungi, Ascomycota, Sordariomycetes, Hypocreales, Nectriaceae. The transcript has a single exon. Bases 97 to 585 code for a protein of 162 amino acids. The record is from RefSeq and is a predicted model, not a curated record.